ACUCCAUAUAUAAUACCGCCUUCACUCAACCUAUUUCUUUCAUCUUCUCUGCUUCAUCGGAUUACUCUCUCACAAUAAUCCUUAAGAACCUACUCUUUUGAUUCAACAUUCAUUUCAGGCUCCCAGCGUUCUUCAACUCUAUCCACACCCUAAUCUUGGAAACUCGUGAAUGGCGAUGGAACAACAGGUUCAACGACAGGUUGCGCCAAUUCCCUUGAGCGAGAGGUGGAAAUCCCUAGCGCCCGGGGCAGAAGAGUUGGACAGCAAUCCAUCUGGAGGUUUCGACUGCAAUAUUUGCCUGGAUCUUGUGCAGGAUCCGGUGGUUACGAUCUGCGGCCAUCUCUACUGUUGGCCCUGCAUAUACAAAUGGAUGCAUUCCCAGAAUAGCUGUGGUGAAGAUGGUGAUCACCAACACCCACAGUGCCCCGUUUGCAAGGCUGAAGUUACCGAGAAGACCUUGAUUCCUCUCUAUGGCCGUGGCCUAACCACGAAGCCUUCUGAAGGCAAGGCUCUUGGCAUUGUGAUACCACAGAGGCCUCCGAGUCCAAGAUGGGGCGGUCAGGGUCAUGUCCUGAUACCGGCUACAACCCCUAACGGUUCUCACGCCUCCCAACAUCUCCAUCACCGAGGCUAUCCACCACAGCACACCCCAUCGUACCAGCCUUAUCCUGGUAGCUACAGCGUCCCGCCCAUGCUUAACCUCAGUGGCACGGCAACUACUGCUCUGAACCAUCCAAUGAUUGGGAUGAUUGGGGAAAUGGUUUAUUCGGGGAUGUUUAGGAACUCGGGAUCAAGCUUAUAUGCGUAUCCCAACUCCUCUUAUCAUCUGGCUGCUGGUGGCACUACUCCAAGGCAGAGAAGGCAAAUUGUGCAGGCUGAUAGAUCACUUGGCAGGCUGUGUUUUUUCCUUUGCUGUUGUGUAGUAUUAUGUCUUCUCUUGUUCUGAUCACUCCCCUGCCUUCUGCUGCUCAUACCAUACCUGAUUACCUGUAAAAAGCCCCCUAGUCCUUAGUGAAUCAUGGGUACAAAGCCUAAAAGUCCUUGGUCCCCUCCAUCCAAUUAAAGAUUUCAUGUCUAAGCUUGUAGAGAAGGUGAAGAUUUUAUUACUAUGAUGUACCAAAAUUUUGAGAACCAAAAAGGCAUCUGGUUUCUUCUCCACUUCAUGAGUGUAAUGGAUUUCUCUAUUUUAUUCU
This is a messenger RNA of Ipomoea triloba (trilobed morning glory), 1193 nucleotides long. RefSeq names its product E3 ubiquitin-protein ligase RMA1H1-like. Gene Ontology annotation, biological process: ubiquitin-dependent protein catabolic process. Gene Ontology annotation, cellular component: endoplasmic reticulum. NCBI's taxonomy places the organism in Eukaryota, Viridiplantae, Streptophyta, Magnoliopsida, Solanales, Convolvulaceae. The coding region runs from base 170 to 946 and encodes 258 amino acids. The transcript is spliced from 2 exons. The record is from RefSeq and is a predicted model, not a curated record. Gene Ontology annotation, molecular function: ubiquitin protein ligase activity; ubiquitin-like protein conjugating enzyme binding; metal ion binding.